Messenger RNA from Drosophila ficusphila, 1486 nucleotides. RefSeq names its product probable hydroxyacid-oxoacid transhydrogenase, mitochondrial (gene T3dh). The transcript is spliced from 5 exons. Bases 80 to 1474 code for a protein of 464 amino acids. The record is from RefSeq and is a predicted model, not a curated record. NCBI's taxonomy places the organism in Eukaryota, Metazoa, Arthropoda, Insecta, Diptera, Drosophilidae. Gene Ontology annotation, cellular component: mitochondrion. Gene Ontology annotation, molecular function: metal ion binding; alcohol dehydrogenase (NAD+) activity.
GUUAUCGUUUGGCGCCAGCUAUCGAUUGGGGUUCUUAUCAGACGAAGAGUCCAAUCAGCUGGUUUCAUUUACUUGCAGAAUGUCGCGAAAGAAUGUCUUAAGUUUGAUCAACACGAUCGUCGCUAACUCUUGUAAGUGCCCCGCCCACUCGCAUAACUAUGGAUCAGCUGCCCCAACCGCCUCCCAAACUGGUCGCAUGGAGUACGCCUUCGAGAUGUCUGCCUCGACGGUGCGAUUUGGACCCGGAGUAAGUGCCGAAGUUGGAGCUGAUCUUCGCAACUGGGGAGCACGAAAUGUUUGUUUGGUCACCGAUAAGAACGUAGUGCAGUUGCCCUCGGUCAAAGUGGCCUUGGAUUCACUGGCUCGUCAUGGAAUCAACUACGAAGUGUAUGAUGAAACCCGGGUGGAACCCACUGACGGCAGCUUGUGGCAUGCAGCGGAGUUUGCCCGCGGCAAGGAAUUCGAUGCCUUUUUGGCCAUUGGAGGAGGAUCAUCCAUCGAUACCGCGAAGGCAGCUAAUCUUUUCAGCAGUGACAAGAAUGCGGAGUUCUUGGAUUAUGUCAACUGUCCGAUUGGAAAGGGCAAGGAGAUAUCUGUGAAACUCAAGCCUUUGAUUGCCAUGCCCACCACUUCGGGAACUGGUUCUGAAACCACUGGUGUGGCUAUUUUCGACUAUAAGAAGUUACAUGCCAAGACUGGGAUUUCCAGCAAGUUCCUCAAACCAACUUUGGCUGUGAUUGAUCCCCUGCACACCUUAUCCCAACCGGAAAGAGUGAUGGCCUUCGCUGGCUUCGAUGUGUUUUGCCAUGCUCUGGAGAGCUUUACGGCGGUGGAUUACCGGGAACGAGGACCUGCUCCCAGUGAUCCCAGUUUGAGACCCACAUAUCAGGGCAGGAACCCCGUGUCGGAUGUUUGGGCCCGAUUCGCUUUGGAAAUAAUUCGCAAGAAUUUCAUAGACGCCAUUUACCAACCCGAUAAUCUGGAGGCCCGAUCCCAAAUGCAUUUGGCAUCCACGAUGGCGGGAGUUGGAUUCGGAAAUGCAGGAGUUCACCUUUGCCACGGACUUUCCUAUCCGAUUUCUGGAAAUGUGAGGAACUACAAACCGAAGGGUUAUUCCGCAGAUCACGCUCUAAUUCCCCACGGUUUAUCUGUGGUGAUCAGUGCUCCGGCGGUGUUUGAAUUCACUGCUCCCGCUUGUCCAGAACGACAUUUAGAAGCUGCCCAAAUACUGGGUGCUGAAGUGCGAGGUGUUCAAAAAUCAGACGCCGGUCGUCUUUUGGCGGACACUGUACGCGGUUUUAUGCAACGCGCUGGCAUCGAAAAUGGCCUCCGGGAGCUGGGAUUCUCCAGCAGCGAUGUACCCGCCUUGGUGGAGGGAACCCUGCCCCAGGAAAGGAUCACCAAGUUGGCACCCAGAGCACAAACUCAGGAAAACCUAUCUCAACUUUUCGAGAACUCCAUGGUGGUUUAUUAAAUGGGGAGCUUA